AUGGGUGUUACAUUCUUUACGCGAUGGCUUGCCGAACGCUACCCUUUGGCGUUUCGACAAAUGGAUGACGUCUCAAAACCCACCUUUGAUUGCUUCUAUAUUGAUUUUAAUGCAAUAAUUUAUUUUGCAUUAUCAUAUUAUAAUCCGGAAUCUGAAGGAAAUUUUGAUGGUAUUAUCACGGAAAUUAUCAGAUAUUUAGACACAAUCAUCCAAAUUGUCCGACCAACAAAACUUAUUUAUUUAUCUGUUGACGGAACACCUCCAUAUGCAAAGUGCGUCAGAAACAGAAGUAGUAGAUUAGCAGGCUUCAUGAAAAACCAGAAACAAGACAAAUCUCAGAUUCAAUUUGAAAUCGUUGCAGGAUCCGUCUUCAUGGAGAAGCUUCAUCAAGAACUCAUUAAAACAAUUGAGAAUAAAGUCAAAACAGACAUUGCUUGGUCAACUCCGAAAUUUAUUUAUUCAUCAUAUCAUGUCCCAGGCGAAGCAGAGCACAAAAUCACCAAAUUUAUUCGAGAUUCAACAACCCAAAACAAUUUCCUCAAUGAUUAUGUUCAUUUAGUUUUUUCUGUAGAUUCAGACACAAUUUUUCUUUUGUUAGGCUUAAAUAUGAAGUAUUUAGUAACAAUGAGAGAAGCAAAGAACUUCACUGUCAAUGAAAAAUCUUCAUCAUCAGCGUUUGAACUCAUUUAUAUCUCUAUAAUUCAAGAAUAUAUAAUGGAAGAAUUGAAAAGUGACAGAAGAAUUAUUAAUGACUUUAUUGCAUUAGUUUUUCUGUGCGGAAAUGAUUUCAUACCAGAAUUCAGCGAGCUUCCAAGUUCUCCUGAAACAUUUGAAAGCAUCUUGGAUUGCUAUGUCAAAACAAUCAAAGAAAAAGGCUUGUUUUUAUUGAAUGAAAACCGCAAAUUUCUUUUUGAAAAUUUGGAAAUGUUGUUUGACAAAAUCAUGUUGAAUGCAGCUAUAAAAGGAUCAACUACAUCAUGUGCAAGCGAUAACUUGAAAGAACAUUUCCCAGAUGAAUACAAAAACCAAGAUUUUGUCAAUGAAUUACUCGAACAAACUCUCACGAAUUUCGAGUUUGUACUGAGUUAUUAUUUUGGCAAAACACCAAGUUGGUCAUAUUGUUAUCCAUAUGAACAUUCCCCUCCUUUCUCUUUCCUUUUGAAUGCAUUGAAAAACCACAAAGAAACUAACUUUGUUCUUGACAAACCUUUGGAGCCUUUUGAAGCAUCAUUAAUUACAGCUCCAAGAGAAGGAAAGAGUGGGAUUCCGAAAGAACUUAUUGCUUUGACUUUGGAAGAAAAUCAAAAUAAGAUUUCAAAAUAUUUCCCUCACAAAACAAUUUCAAAUUCAAAAGAAUUAAGAGAAAUUCAAUUCCCUCCUUUAGCAGUUUUUGAUGAAGUUUAUUAUGAAACAAUAAAAAUAAUAGAAGACAAAGAAUGCUUAGUAAGGAAUGAGUUACAAUCAGAUAUUGUUAUUACUAAUCAUGGAGUUGAAAAAGAGAUUAAAAUCUUAGAAUUUCCAGAAAAAUCUGAAAUUGUAAAUUAUCCUUCAUUGAAAAGCGGCGAUUUAGUUAAAUCAUUUACAGAAGAUGAGAAUCCGGACUUUGAUAAAGAUGACAAACCAACAGGAACGGUUCAUAUUGUUCUUGCUUGUUUAAUCAAAGAAGAAUCAAGCGAUUUGUCAGUUUUUACGGAAAAAAUUAAUCAAAUCAUUACAAUUGAUUGGCCUUAUUCGAAGCCUGCUGUUUUGAAAUCUGUAUGUGAUGGAAAUUUCAUUUACGAAUAUGAUGAAAAUCUCAAGAAAACUUUGAAGAGAAAGUGUGAUAUUGAAGAAGAAUUUCCAGCAGAAGAUAUCGAGAUGAGUUAUAUUAUAACAAGAGGAAUUCUUCUAGAAAACACCAAGUUUAUGCUGACUGUUUGUCCUCUUAAAUCUGCUUCUGUCUGCGAUUCUUGUUUCACAUUCUCUAAUACUCCAAUUUUUGUUCCUUCGCAAAUUGUUACUUUUGAAAACAAAAUUGAAAUUUAUUCAAAACAAAGCAAAAGAAAACCAGUUGUUGGUGAAAGGAUAUUAGUUAGUAAUGGAGAAUUAAAGGGAGAAGUUGCAGAAAUUACAGAAAUAAAUGAUCAGACAAUUAAAGCAAAAUUAAUUGUCAGUAGAGAUCCAUUUUUGAAAAAUGUUGAAAAAGAAGAAAGUCAAAAACAGAAAAACUCUGAUUGGAUAUCGAUUAAUGAUCUUUGUACCCAAUUCAACAUGAAACCAAAGAUUAUGAGGAAAGCAAUUACGAAUUUACCUCAAAAAACAAUCAGAGGAGAUGGAAAUAACAUUGAAAUUCAUCAAAAAUCAUUACCGAAAUUGAUGGAAAUCAUUGGCAUAAAACACAGAAAUCCUGAUAACAAGAAGAAGGAUGAUAAAGGAAAGAAAGGCGAUAAGGGAAAGAAGGUUGAAAAGAAAGCAAAAACAAACAAAAUGAUUAACUAUUUUGUAGAAGUAGAAAGAAAAUUGUUGGGAUUGAACAUCAGAGAAAUUGUUGCAGAUGAAUUUGAAAUUCCAAUAGAAAACGCAUUAUGGAAAGGCAAACCACAAUCCGAUAUUCCAAAGUUUGUUGAGCCUGGUUCAAGAGUUAUUUGGGUUGGAUCUUCAGAUUUGGUUCCAUUUGGAGCAAAAGGAACUGUUGCAGAAGUAAAUGAAGAUCAAUUUGAAUGCUUAGUUAUUUCUGAUAUUGAAUUGCCUUUUGGAACUACUCAUGCUAAUAGACUCAAAACAAGAAGAGGAUUUACUGCAAAAUUCGGUGAUAUUUAUGUAUUAGAUUCAUCAGUAUAA
This is a messenger RNA of Trichomonas vaginalis G3, 2820 nucleotides long. RefSeq names its product 5'-3' exonuclease protein. The record is from RefSeq and is a predicted model, not a curated record. Gene Ontology annotation, biological process: nuclear-transcribed mRNA catabolic process. The coding region runs from base 1 to 2820 and encodes 939 amino acids. The transcript has a single exon. Gene Ontology annotation, molecular function: RNA binding; 5'-3' RNA exonuclease activity. Gene Ontology annotation, cellular component: nucleus. Lineage: Eukaryota; Parabasalia; Trichomonadida; Trichomonadidae.